UUUGAUGCGUUAAAUGUCAACCAACAGCUGACUGUCCGCAUAUCAUCAACGCCGUCUUGUUAGUGGAUUCGAAUUAUUGGUUGGGAAAUCUAGAAAUGCCGAAGGUAAGACGCAGCAAGAAACCUCCACCAGACGGCUGGGAGCUCAUAGAACCAACCUUGGACGAGCUGGAGCAAAAAAUGCGAGAAGCGGAAACCGAACCGCACGAGGGGAAACGGAUAAAUGAGUCACUCUGGCCGAUAUUCAAGAUACACCACCAGAAGUCGCGCUACAUCUACGACCUGUUCUACAGGCGGAAAGCCAUCAGUCGGGAGCUGUACGAGUACUGCGUCAAGGAGAAGAUCGCCGAUGCCAACCUCAUUGCAAAGUGGAAGAAGUCCGGCUACGAGAACCUGUGCUGCCUGCGCUGCAUUCAGACACGAGACACGAAUUUCGGCACCAACUGCAUUUGUCGAGUUCCCAAGUCGAAACUGGAGGAAGGACGAGUGGUCGAGUGCGUCCACUGCGGGUGUCGUGGAUGUUCCGGUUGAAAGUUGCUAAAUAAUUUGAUUUUGGACUUUUUUAUUUCAUUUUUAAGUAAAAUAUUUGUAUGUAGCAAUAAACCUUCUGAAUUUUAAACAAA
This is a messenger RNA of Hermetia illucens (black soldier fly), 622 nucleotides long. It is a transcript of the gene l(1)10Bb, whose product is annotated as protein BUD31 homolog. Bases 96 to 530 code for a protein of 144 amino acids. The record is from RefSeq and is a predicted model, not a curated record. The transcript has 2 exons. Gene Ontology annotation, biological process: mRNA splicing, via spliceosome. Gene Ontology annotation, cellular component: spliceosomal complex; nucleus. Lineage: Eukaryota; Metazoa; Arthropoda; Insecta; Diptera; Stratiomyidae.